CUCUGGUUGAAGCUGGUAGUGACAUAAACCAUGCAGAUCGCAAUGGAAGAACAUGUAUGCAUCUAGCUGGGAAGUGUGGAGAUGUGAACACUGUCAGGUACUUGUGCAACAAAGGAGUUGACAUCAAUGCCAGAAUUUGACUUAUAUGGACAAACAAGUUUGAUGCUGGUGGCCCUAUAUGGAGAGGUAGAGAUGUUGAAGCUGUUGUGUGAGCUGGGAGCAUCACUUGACAUUAGAGACAAUGCUGGCGAGACGGUGCUUCAUAAAGCCGCCUCGACCGAAAUUGAUGCCGUUGAGAAACUCCUGUACCUCCUUGAAGUUCAGAAUGUUCAUUGUUGUGGUCUGGACAACAGAGGAAGGACAGCCUUGUUUCCUGCAGUUGAAUUUGGUGACGUUGAUGUUGUUGAACUGAUGUGUCAAAAGGGGUUUGACUUACAGAAGCGUGAUGAACAUGGUACUUCCCUGUUACACUCAAGUUGCAAACCAAGACUCCAAGAUUUGAACAGCAUGAGGAUUGCUACAGCUUGUGAGGACGUGGAAAUUAAGAGGAGAGUCCGUCACAUUGCAGCAGGAAAACAGGCACUCGAUAUUGUGCAGUUUAUCUUGAAAGGUGGUGUUGAUGUAAAUGCGAUGGAUGAAUAUGGCAGGACGCCACUGCAUUAUGCAACUGAAUUCAGACAAAGCGAUACAAUGAAAUUACUCUUACAGAACGCGGCAAAUCCUUGCUCACGGGAUACAAUGGGAAUGACGCCCCUUCACAGAUAUGCUACAAUUGAAGACGGAAUUGAUUCUAAGUCGUUCCUAAGCGCAUCUGUACCCACGUCUGUACCCACAUCUACCAUGUUUGAAAGGAAGGCACUACCAGACUUAGUUCCAGAUUUGAAUGGAGAAUGUAUAUCACUGCUCUUGGAAUAUGGUGCGAAGUUGGACAUUCAAGAUGACAAGGGCAGAACUGCACUGCAUGUGGCUGCGGAAAGAAAGACACCAGGAACUGCUAAGCUGUUUCUAGAAAAAGGAGCCAAUCUUUGUGCUGUGGAUCUGCAGGACAGGGCCCCUAUUCACAUUGCAGCCGGAAAUGGGGGAAUUGGCUGUGUGAAGCUGUUCUUGGAAAAGGAUGCUAACCUGAAUUCUGUCGAUCAACAUGGAUGGACACCACUGCACUAUGCAGCCAAAGGGGCAUUCCUUGAACUGUAUGAUAUUCUCGUGGACAAAGGUGCUGAUCAGUACGCAUGUGAUAAACAAGGCAGAACGCCACGAAGAAUACGAAGAAUAGCAACUGAUUAUCCUAAACAGAUAUACUUUGAAAAAUAUUCCGAUGGAUCGGACAACUCUACUGUGACAAGUGUAGACCCCUGUUCAUUUGAAUAUUUAGAUUUCCCUUCAAGUUCAGCCUCGAGAGAGUGUGGAUCACUCGCUAAUCGACUUGAGGAGAGAGACCGUAUUGGUGUGUCGGCACCGUAUGAAGCAGGGGAGGAUGGGAAAACAAUAAUUUACCUUCGUACUGGAAAUGGGGGCAAUGCUACACAACCCCAUGAUAAUGCAUCUUAAGAGUGUGUGCCGGAUCACAGGCAAACUGUAGCGCAAAUAGGGCUGCCGCAACAGAGAGAAAGUGACCAGUCUUCCUAUAUGCGAGCGAAG
Haliotis rubra (blacklip abalone) is the source of this 1638-nucleotide messenger RNA. RefSeq names its product ankyrin repeat, PH and SEC7 domain containing protein secG-like. Gene Ontology annotation, biological process: protein localization to ciliary inversin compartment. The record is from RefSeq and is a predicted model, not a curated record. Lineage: Eukaryota; Metazoa; Mollusca; Gastropoda; Lepetellida; Haliotidae. The transcript has a single exon. Gene Ontology annotation, molecular function: protein binding. Gene Ontology annotation, cellular component: ciliary inversin compartment. Bases 127 to 1548 code for a protein of 473 amino acids.